CCAGAUCAAGUUUGAUAUAUGGUCGAGUUACAUGUUUUUGCAUGUUAAAUCAAAAAUUAAACUCAAUCAUUGGGAACAUACACCUUGCAACAAGACUAUAUUCCAACUACUAGCCAGUGUAAGGUGUAAUUAAGAGGGUGUUCGGAUUGGCUUUUAAGCUGGUCAAAUCAGCUUUUAAGUUUUUUUUUGAUUUUUUAAGUGUUUACAAACUCAAAAAGUAUUUAAAAUAAGUUAAAAACUGCUUAAAGUAAGCCAAAAACAAUAAGCUAGGCAAUCUAACUUAUUAUUUUUUGACUUAAAAGCUAUUUUGGCUGAAAAGUCACUUUGUUUUAGCCAAUCCAAACGGGCUCUAAUUCUAUAAAUAGCUGAAUCACUUAGCUUGCACCACUAAAUAGCAAAUCUUUUAGCUUUAAUUUGUCACAAGAAUUGGUAUAUUAUGGGGGAAGAAACAAAUGGAUCAGUAGCAAGAAUCCAUGAAGGAGACAAAGCUGAGUCUCAAGCUCAAGAAGAUAUAUGGAAGUACACAUUUGGUUUCACUGAAAUGGCUGCAGUAAAAUGUGCUAUUGAGUUGGGAAUACCUGAUUUCUUAGAAAACCAUCAAAAACCCAUCACCUUAAAUCAACUGUCGUCUGCACUUGGCUGCUCUUCUUCUAAUUUUCUCUACCGCAUCCUGAGGUUCUUGAUUAACAGGGGAAUAUUCAAAGAGGAAUCCACAGGACAUGGCGAAAUAGGUUAUGUCCAAACACCUCUUUCUCGUUUGCUGAGGAGAGAUGGAGGAAAUAGUAUGGCUGCUCUUGUCCUACUUGAAGCUAGCCCAGUGAUGCUUGCGCCAUGGCAUUUUUUGAAUGCCCGCGUUUUGGCAAAAGGGAAUACUGCAGCAUUUAGUGCAGUUCAUGGAAAGGAUGUAUGGGAGUAUGCAGAAACCAAUCCAGAGCACAGCAAGCUGAUCAACGACGCCAUGGCGUGCCAUGCACGAGUGGCAAUACGUGCGAUCAUCGAUAAUUGUCCAGAAAUAUUCAAAGGGAUAGAGACUUUAGUUGAUGUUGGUGGAGGUGAUGGAACAACUAUUAGUCUGUUGGUGAAAACAUUUCCUUGGAUUAGAGGGAUUAAUUUUGAUCUUCCUCAUGUUGUCUCUGUUGCUCUGCCUUGUCAUGGUGUUCGACAUGUUGAGGGGAAUAUGUUUGAUUCUAUUCCCAAAGCAGAUGCUGCUUUCCUCAUGUCAGUCUUGCAUGAUUGGAGUGACGAGAAAUGUAUUCAAAUCUUGAAAAAUUGCAUAAAGAUUAUCCCAAAAGACACAGGAAAAGUGAUAAUUGUGGAGGUAGUGCUUGAGAAAGAACGAGGAGGAAAUGAAAAGCUCAAAGAUGUUGGUUUUAUGCUGGAUAUGGUAAUGAUGGCUCACACAACAAAUGGAAAAGAAAGAACUGCCAAAGAAUGGGCUCAUAUUUUGACUGCAGCUGGAUUCAAUAGGCAUUGUAUUAAGCACAUCAACGCAAUUGCAUCUGUUAUUUUGGCUUAUCCUUGAGCUGUAUCAGUUCUAUUACAAUUUCUGUUUCAAUGUUUUUCCAGUUCUUAAGCUUGUAGUUUGGUUUGUCCUUUUAAUAAUUGGUUUGUUUUUUCUAUUUAAGCUGUAUCAUAUAUGUAAAAAUACAUGUGCACUCUUGCUAUAUUAAUAGAUUGAAGCAAACCUGUCUUAUGACA
This is a messenger RNA of Nicotiana tabacum (common tobacco), 1698 nucleotides long. Its product is annotated as acetylserotonin O-methyltransferase-like. Gene Ontology annotation, molecular function: O-methyltransferase activity; protein dimerization activity. NCBI's taxonomy places the organism in Eukaryota, Viridiplantae, Streptophyta, Magnoliopsida, Solanales, Solanaceae. The record is from RefSeq and is a predicted model, not a curated record.